Molecule: messenger RNA, 1475 nt
Organism: Ostrinia nubilalis (European corn borer)
Lineage: Eukaryota; Metazoa; Arthropoda; Insecta; Lepidoptera; Crambidae
Gene: Tpi
Product: triosephosphate isomerase
Exons: 6
Coding region: 127-873 (248 amino acids)
Biological process (GO): glyceraldehyde-3-phosphate biosynthetic process; gluconeogenesis; glycolytic process
Cellular component (GO): cytosol
Molecular function (GO): triose-phosphate isomerase activity
Source: RefSeq, a predicted model, not a curated record
UUACCGGUGGUAUAGGAAACAGAAUUUUGUGCACACCAGUUUGACAUCACGUAUUCCCUCUGUGAUCUCACUGUUGAGGAAUAAAAUUGUGGAAUAUUUUCUAAACCCAGCAAGCCAAACUUCAAAAUGGGCCGCAAGUUCGUUGUUGGUGGUAACUGGAAGAUGAAUGGCGACAAGAAUCAAAUCAAUGAGAUUGUGAACACUCUGAAAAAGGGUCCUUUGGAUCCCAAUGUUGAGGUAGUCAUUGGUGUUCCCGCCAUUUAUCUGGCUCAUGUCAAGAGCAUCAUUCCUGACACAGUCGGAGUAGCUGCUCAAAACUGCUGGAAAGUGCCGAAGGGUGCUUUUACAGGUGAAAUCUCCCCUGCCAUGAUCAAAGAUGUUGGAUGUGACUGGGUCAUAUUGGGUCAUUCUGAACGACGAACAAUCUUCGGCGAAAAAGAUGAUCUUGUCGCCGAAAAGGUUGCCCAUGCAUUGGAAUCAGGCUUGAAAGUCAUUGCGUGCAUUGGUGAAACAUUGGAAGAAAGAGAAGCCGGCAAGACUGAAGAGGUUGUGUUCAGGCAGACCAAGGCACUCUUGCCCGCUAUUGGCAGCAACUGGGACAAGGUUGUGCUAGCUUACGAACCUGUAUGGGCCAUCGGUACCGGAAAAACUGCUUCUCCUCAACAGGCCCAAGACGUCCACGCUGCUUUGCGUAAGUGGCUGUCCAGCAACGUCUCAGCCGACGUCGCCGGGGCCGUCCGCAUCCAGUACGGAGGAUCGGUUACUGGAGCCACCGCCAAGGAGCUUGCAGCGUGCCCUGACAUCGACGGGUUCCUCGUCGGAGGCGCCAGCCUCAAGCCAGAGUUCGUUGACAUCGUCAACGCAACGCAGUAAAGUACGUUUCUCAUCAAGCAAGUAGUGGUAGUACUCGGAGAAACAGUACAUAUUUAUUAUUAUAGCUGUAAGAUCUCAAGUAUCAUGCGGAGACACCUAUUUGGCGUGCUGGUCUUGCUUUGAAUGUGUAGAUGUUGUAACCCUCAAAAUGUUAUAUCGAUAGAACUCGUAAUUCGUAAACUAUUUUUUCCAUGUAAAACAGUCAAAAAAGAUACGAGGGGUCAACAAUGACGUUAAGAGAAUUAAGUUGUCUGCUGGCGUGAGGUUUAAGCGAGUUUAUUAUGCUUAGUUUAAUACAAAAAAUGAUAUUUAUCAAUAUUGUUUAAAAGUUUAUCAUGUUGGCAAAAAAGGUUAUUUUGUAUUGUUAUACAUGUUAUUCUAAAAUAUAAAAAAAUACUCUGUUUUAUCAUGUUUACUAUACGUUAUCGAAGACUUUAUAUACUUUAUUUUUAAAAUGUGCGAGAGUACUAUUUUAAGUGAAUCAGACUUGUGUUUGUAAUUUAUUUUUACGAGCUUGUAUCUGAUCGCGUUUUAAUAUAUUUUAUUGCAACCAACACUGCGAUGUUUCGAAAGUUUUUAAGUUAAUAAAUCAUAAUUGUUUA